UGUAUUUAGGAUUUCAUUGUACACCUCAUUAAGCUAGUAUGCCUCCGUUCAAUGUUCAGCAGAAUAUGAUGUAACAUAUACCGGCUGUCUGUCGGAACUACGUGUCAACAGGUAAGUCAUUUAGGGAACGUUCUUCAGUUGAAUUUGUUUUGUUAAGUUGCUCGAGGUUCAGCGGCGCAUUGUCAUCCCGUUAAUUGUUAAAGUACAGUUAAUAAUGAAUCCAGCUCGCCGAUGUUCAGCUCUCCUGAGCCAAAUGUGUAUUUCAUCGCUGGAGGGAAGUACAACCAGAAGAGCACUUUCACCGGUUCCUUCUGCUAUACCGCCGGUGGAAAUACGGUGCCAUUAUCACGGUUGGGAGAAUAUAGGUCGAUCUCUGAAGUCAGGUGGAGCAUCCACAAGGGGAACAGUGUCAGUUAGUCCAAUGGGGAGCAACGGCAGCAGGCUGUAUAGUGCAGUGGCCCAGACACUUAACAGCAACACCUUGGACCAAACAGAUGAGAAUCUGGACCACAAAAAUCUGACUGAACUUGACCCGGACCAGCUGCUCAGAGAAUGUGAGGAGGCCCUGAGAAGGCGUCCAGCCAGGCCCCACAGAGAUCUGAUCUAUCCUCAGGAUGCUCCACCCUGCCGCCACAAGCUUGGGCCGUCCAUACGGAUAAUGCAGUGGAACAUACUUGCUCAAGCACUUGGUGAAGGGAAGGAUGGAUUUAUUCGUUGUCCUCUUGAGGCUCUCAAUUGGAGUGAAAGAAAGUACUUAAUCUUGGAGGAGAUCCUCACCCACCGCCCCGACAUUGUUUGCCUUCAGGAAGUUGACCAUUACCAUGACACUUUCCAGCCAAUAAUGGCCAGCCUAGGUUAUCAUGGUAGCUUCUUGGCAAAACCCUGGUCUCCUUGUUUGGACGUGGAGCAAAACAACGGUCCUGAUGGUUGCGCAUUGUUUUAUAGCCGCUCGCGCUUCUCCCUACAGACUACGCUUCAUUUGCGGCUGUCAGCAAUGAUGUUACCCACCAACCAGGUGGCCAUUGUGCAGAUACUCAACUGCCAGCUAACAAGCAAACAACUUUGUGUGGCUGUCACACAUCUGAAAGCGCGAAGUGGCUGGGAGAGGGUGAGGAGCGCACAAGGUGCUAAUUUGCUCCAGAGCCUCCGAAGCAUAACUUCCAGGAGUAGGGGCAGCAAUGUGCGGUCAUCAGGGACAAAUCCUCUUGUGGUAUGUGGAGAUUUUAAUGCAGAGCCUUCAGAGGAUGUUUACCGCCGCUUUAGAUCCUCUCCACUUGGCUUGGACUCCGCUUACAAGCUGUUGAGCGCUGACCGACAGACGGAGCCACCGUACACAACCUGGAAGAUCCGCCCGACCGGAGAGAGCUGUAGCACGCUUGACUAUAUAUGGUAUACACACGAUUCCUUGAGUGUGGACUGUCUGCUUGAUAUUCCUACUGAAGAGCAGAUAGGUCCAGACCGCUUGCCCUCGUUUCACUACCCGUCAGACCAUUUAUCGCUGCUUUGUGACAUCAGCUUCAAGGAGGCACCUUAAUGCAGCCUUAUUCACGGAACUAUUGAAAGUUGAAUAACGAUGAACGCCUCUGAACAAAGAUUUAUGCUUGAGUAAGUGAGGAGAAUCUACUUAUUUUUGUCUAGUUUUUGUAAAGAACUGGUUAGGUUUGCACAUUGAAAAUGGGAUACACAAGUGAUAGUCAAAAUAGGCAUCCUUCACUGCUCUUGCACAUAUAAAUACAAUUUCAACUUCAAAUUCGGUGAUUUUAUGAUUGUGUAAUUUUAUUAGGUCUUGAAGUAGAGUGAAAUGUUUAGUGUAGAUGUGAUGUGCAAUAAGACUGCAAAAUAUCAUUCUCAAUAAGCAUUACCAAAGUUAUGAUGUGGUUGUAAAGUAGUUGGAGAUAUCACCACUUUAUUUUUCAAUACCGUAAUUGAUUUGUGAGAAUUCUUGAAAUAAAUUGCAUUUCAGUA
Hippocampus comes (tiger tail seahorse) is the source of this 1965-nucleotide messenger RNA. RefSeq names its product nocturnin a (gene nocta). The transcript has 3 exons. Gene Ontology annotation, biological process: circadian rhythm. The coding region runs from base 215 to 1534 and encodes 439 amino acids. Gene Ontology annotation, molecular function: poly(A)-specific ribonuclease activity. The record is from RefSeq and is a predicted model, not a curated record. Lineage: Eukaryota; Metazoa; Chordata; Actinopteri; Syngnathiformes; Syngnathidae.